AUGGCACUCGAACACGGUCGCACCCCCUCAGUCAAGUUCCUUUUAAAACAUGUUUCGCCAACUGUGCUCAACAGGGCGGCAAAAGAUGGAAAGACGCCACUGCACGUAGCCGCAAGCCAGGCAGGAAAUUGUGACAUCAUUCAAAUACUCCUGGAGUAUGGUGCCGUCAGAGCAAUCAGUAUGGUUGAGAAUGAUGACAGGACUCCACUGCAUCUCGCAGCAAGCCUUGCUGGGAAUGCUGAGACUGUCCAAUUGCUUCUGGACCAUGGCGCUGUCGAGUCAAUUAAACUAGUCGAUAAUGACGGCAGGACCCCGCUGCAUCUCGCAGCAAGCCUUGCUGGAAAUGCUGAGACUGUCCAAUUGCUUCUGGACCAUGGCGCUGUCGAGUCAAUUAAACUAGUUGACAAUGACGGCAGGACCCCGCUGUAUUUCGCAGCAAGUCUCGCUGGGAAUGCUGAAACUGUCCAAUUACUACUAGACCAUGGCGCUGCCGAGUCGAUCAAUAUGACUGAUAAUAACGGCAAGACCCCACUCCAUCUUGCAACAUGCCUUCCUUGGAAUAAUGAAACUGUCCAAUUACUUCUGGAUAAUGGUGCCGUCGAGACAAUCAAUAUAAUUGACAAUAACGGCAGGACCCCGCUGCAUCUCGCAACACGCCUUGCUGGGAAUGAUGAGACUAGCCUAAUAUAA
Messenger RNA from Aspergillus oryzae RIB40, 690 nucleotides. Its product is annotated as ankyrin repeat domain-containing protein. The record is from RefSeq and is a predicted model, not a curated record. Gene Ontology annotation, cellular component: cytoplasm; nucleus. Gene Ontology annotation, molecular function: protein binding. NCBI's taxonomy places the organism in Eukaryota, Fungi, Ascomycota, Eurotiomycetes, Eurotiales, Aspergillaceae. The transcript has 2 exons. Bases 1 to 690 code for a protein of 229 amino acids.